Messenger RNA from Pelobates cultripes (western spadefoot toad), 19768 nucleotides. NCBI's taxonomy places the organism in Eukaryota, Metazoa, Chordata, Amphibia, Anura, Pelobatidae. The record is from the annotation of a GenBank genome assembly.
AUGGCAUCCUCACUACUGCUUGAUCUGCUGUCCCUAAACAUAACUCAGCUCUGCCAAUGGGCGGCCUGGCUCUGUGCCCUGUUUACAAUAUUCAAAGCAUGCAAACUGUACCUGACAAGGAGGGAGCUGCUGGCAACAUUUAAAGAUUUCCAGGGUCCUAAGACCCACUGGCUGUUUGGGCAUGCCAACGAGGUAAGCUGCAUGCAGGUGUCACUUUAUCCCUUUGAUAGAAAAGUGAUGAAAAAGUUUGGCAUUCCAGAUAUCUAAAUACAUUUUCAUUAGGGUUGGCUGGGGUAGACUUGGAGAUCUAGAUCACAAUGAAUUAAAAUUUGGUAGAAUUUCCAACAGAUUCGAUAUAAUUUUGAAUCUCAGAAUCUCAAAACAAACUAUAACCGAUAUCAAUAACAACCAAAAAAUUUCAAAAAUCCCAACCAUAUCAAUUCAGAAGAAAUUUAAAAUGUUCAUUGUGCACACGUCUAGUAGCCACUGCCAGUUAGCACCAACUCUGAAUCACUAAUUUACACUUUGGGAGUAGCUGAUUUAAAAAAAAAAAAAAAAUAUUAAAGGGACACUAUAUGCACCCUUUUCCUUUUUAUUUUAGGGAUUCCCUGGCGAUUUUCAGGUCCAAUUGGACCAAAAUUUUGAAUCAAACCCAAAUUUUAAAUCAAACUGAACAUUUUUUGUCCACAAUUCUUCAAAACUGAAAAAUGGAAGAAAAAAAAAUCAGAGCCUCAUGAACAGUGAAGAGCGCAGAGAGAUCAUUAUCAGAAGAGUGAUAGUAGUGAAACUAGCACUGAUAGUGAGCAGGACACUAUUGAGAAAUCCAUUACAAUAGUGAGAAAUCUAUGUGUAAAGUGUUGAAUAUAGUUAGAGCCAUUCUAUCUGAUUAGCACAGAACAUAGAAGGAUUCUGAAGACUGCUGACAGUAUUGACAGGAAUUUAGAGUAUUGGUAGGCAUUUAGUCAUAUAGAUAGGUGCAGUGUGUGAAGAGUGCUGUGUCUGAGGGGUGUUGUAUGUGUGUGAAGGGUGUAGUGUGUGUGAGAGAGGUGCUGUGUUUGUGUGAAAGGUGCCGUGCGUGUUUGAAGGGUGCUGUGCGUGUGUGAUGGGUGUUGUGCAUGUGUGAAGUGGGCAGUGCAUGUGUGAGAGAUGCUGUGUGUGUGAGAGAUGCCUUGUGUGAGAGGUGCUUUGUGUGUGUGUGAGCAGUGCUGUGAGUAUGUGUGUGAGAGGUGCUGUGUGUGUGUGAGAGGUGCUGUGUAUGUGUGAAGGGUGUUGUGCAUUUUUGAAGGGUACUGUGCAUGUGUGGAGGAUGCUGUGCAUGUGUGAAGGAGGCAGUGCAUGAGUGAGGGGGCAGUCUGUGUGUGUGUGUGAGGGUGCAGUCAGUGUGUGUGAGUGUGUUGGGGGCAGUGCAUGUGUGAGGGGAGCAGUGCAUUUGUGGCAGGAGCAGUGCAUGUGUGAGGGGGCAGUGUGUGUGAGGGGACAGUCUGUGUGAGGAAGCAGUCUGUGUGAGGGGUUCUAUCUGUGUGUGAGGGGGCAGUGUGUGUGUGUGUAUAAGGGGUGUAAUGUGUGUGAGUAGGCAAUAUUUUGCAUAAAUAACUUAGACCACACAGUAAACACUGACACAGUUUAUGUAUAUUUCAAUGGGCUAGGCCGUGGUGUUUAUUUAAAGCUUAAAAAGGGGCAUACCACCAUAACUUAAUAACGGUAACAUAUUUACAUAAACUUUUCACUUUUCUUCCCAAACUUUUAACUUUCACCAUCACUUAAUUGCCAGUCAGUCAUAGCUAACCUGACCGCCUUUUAUAUACAACCAUUUAACACAUAUCCUUCUUCAGAACUUGAACCUGAGGAUGACUUUGCCCCCAUGCUUUCCAACACCACGACAUGAAUUAUAAAGAAAGUUAGCAAAUAGGGGAGUGAGGACGGGGGUCAUCCGUGCUUCUCCUGCCUUGCAAACAGCUGACAGGGACUGCGCUUCCACUUUUUCUGCUCACCUGGCUCUCCGCGCUUCACUGGCUCGCAGCCUGCAACCAAUCCUCAGCCAGCUCUUGUCCCCAGCAACAGCUGUGUCACCAAAUCUGCCCAACAACCUAACCAGGUGUCAGGAACUCUCACGAAACUUUCCAUAACUGUACCAACAGGACAACGUAACCCUGUAUUGCCACCAUCCAUAUAUGCCACAUUGCUUAAAGGGACUCUCCAGCCAACCCGUUUUACUCACCUGGUUGCAGCGCCGGGAGCCUCGUGAAACCGCGCCCCCCAUUUCGUCAAAAUGACAAAAUAGGCAGGCGCGAGCAGGGCGCAAUUAGACGCUUCCAUUCAUGCCGCCCUCUGAAGUCCUAAGCGCACUACCGCGCAUGCGUGCGGUGUGCGCGGCCGCGAGCUGAGCUGACUGACAGCUCAGCUUGCGGUCUUUGCCCGUCCCCUCUCCUCGGCUGACAGGCAGGAGAGAGAAGGCGCGCACACAGUGCCUUCUCUCUCCUGCACAUGUCAGACGUAUUUUAAUACGUCUGACGUGUACAGGGCCUUUUUAGGGCCCUACAUGAUAGGAAGUGCCUCUGGUGGCCGUCUGAGUGACGGCCACUGGAGGGAUUCCUAUCAAUCAAUGUAAACACUGUAUUUUCUCUGAAAAUACUGUGUUUACAUUAGAUUGCCUGCAGGGUGCUAUAGAUCUCACCUGAACAACUACAUUAAGCUGUAGUUGUUCAGGUGACUAUAGUGUCUCUUUAAUGCCUGUGGCAUCUUAAAGGUUUAUUUGUUAGGUAGAGAAUUAAGGUGAUGUUACAAAAUAGCCAAGUUGGAAAAAGUCUACGUUAUUGAAUUCCCUGCAUACCAACUCUCUUCCGAGCAGUUCUUACAUCUUCCUGAGAUACUUUGAACACACUGUAUUUACCAUAAUAUCUUGUUUUUCAGCACAAACGUUCAUUUGCGAUAAAUUUGAAUACAGUGAAAAAACAAGGAUAUUUUAUAUAAAUUGCGCAACUAAUAGGUAACUUUUAGUUAGUUCCUAAGACGUGCUAUUAACUUCUGCAAAGACAAUUAUUCUGUAACAUAAAUAUAACACACUGAGCACCUGUAUUCAUGUCUUAUCCCUUUACUGAUAAUAUUUAGAGAUUCGGAUUUCACCUUAUAUUUUUUUAUCAAUUCAUUUUAUGACAUAUGAAACCUGUACUUUGAUCUCCUGUACCUUUCAUUGUGAUAAGUGAUAACAUUUAUCAUUAAUCCUGCAAAGAUGCCACAAGAUGAGUAAUGAUAAUUGCCGUAUAUCAGCUAUAUAUACCCUGCUAUGAGCCCCAUAUACCUGAUAUGAACGUAUUAUUUUCUGCUUCUAAUUUCAAUAGAUCCUUGCUAGCUAAGAUGAAAGAUAGGGGGGGUGAGUUAAGGAGUCAAAAGCCUGUUAUUCUAAAAUUCCUCAAAUUCAAUGUCAUAGUAGAGGAACUUCUGUUCUGGUAAGAUUUUACAACUAUUUCUGCAAAUCUACAGGUAAAACCUUUGGUGACUCCAAAUCUCAGAAUAAAUAUAACAGUAUCGGCUUCUACAGUAAAACCAAUAAAAACAUUUAUUCAACUCUAUAAAUAGAGAGAUAUUCAGCUAAUCACCAGUGCACGUCCUCCAUAUAGCAGACACAAACAUUGCAUGUUAAUUGCUCCCUGGAGCUUCUUUCAAGAUUAAUAAACACAAUAAAACAAUCUCAGUAUAUAAAAACGUGUUGCUCACCAAUAGUGUCUGUAUGAAAGAAAUACAAGAUUUUCUGUAACCAGUAAGGAAAACUGUAGAAUAUUGCAUGUUCUAUGUUUCUAUUGAUUAUAUAUGGAUGUGUGGAUUGACAUAAGUAACAGAGGGUCUAAGUCACAUGGCUUUCUUUGUCUGAGAGCUCUGCAAUGUAAAUUGGGGGUUUUGUCCUUAUAUGGCUAGAGUUAUAAUCUGAUGUCAUUAUGGUCAUAUCUAUAUAGUAACUGAACACGAAGUCUCUCGCUCUCUUGGUUCUUGGCUCUCUUUCCUGUACAAGAUGUAACUCUCCCAUCAGAAGUCCAGCAAUUACCAUCUGCUGUUGAAUGUCCAUUAUCCUGUAACAUAAUUUGUUGUUUUAUUAUGUAUCAGUAACUAAGAAUAAACCUGAAGAAACCGUAAGUCAGAUUGCGUAUUAGUACUUUUCAUUAAUAUAGACAUAUUAAUGUUGAGAGCAAAUUUGGCCCAAGACUAUGUAUACAAAAGACGUAUUUAUAUCAAUCAACUGAAGACAAGAAGAAAUUAAGAAGAUUUAACAGUGACCAAUAUAUUAAUACCGUACUCUUAAAGAGAAGAUGACGUACUAUGACAUAAAUAAAGAAAACUGGAAGCAUGAUCAUAACACUCGGAAAUAAAGGUACAGUUCACUCUUUCAAAUAAUAUGAAUAAUCCAGAGGCAAUGUAGCAAGAUGUGUAGAUCCUGAUAACCUCCACAUCUAAUUCCGCUUUCUCCAAGAAUAAGGGAGAAGGGCUACUCAAAAAAGUCUCUUUCAAAAGCAUAUAAUAAAGCGUUAGAGACUGAUAGACAGAUCUUUUGUGAACAUCAGCGUCCCUCUAAUGAAUCCAAGAAAAUUAUCAGAAUAAUUGGACCUCAUAUGGCAGGCUGGCAAUUCAUGAAACAAACACUACAAUAUUUCUGGCCUCUGCUUAUAUAUGAUCCACAUCUUAAGGAUGUAUUCUAUCCAUUUGUGAUCUUCACGGCACACAGCUUCUGCUAGUUCCGAGUCAUCUCCAACCGGGCCCUAAAAAGAACCAACGUUGGCUACACAGUUCUCUGGUUGGCGCGGUCAGAUGUGGUAGAUGUGUAGUGUGCAAAUAUAUUAAAUAGGAAUCAGAUUCAAUUAAUAUUAGAUGUUUAAUUGUUGAUAGUAAGUGCAGAUUAUUCCCCUCCUUGUGCCUUUUGUUUGGGGCACUGGUCACUUAUCACUAUUCCACAUUCUUAAUUAUUUAUUUGUUUCUUUUCUUUCUUUAUUGAUUGAGGACUUUUAAGAAUUAACAUCAAAGUGAUGUUUUAAUUGCAGGCAAUUAUUGGAGUUAAGCCCUCUGUUGAGGCUUGACUUUAUUGGAAAUCUAUCUAUCUAUCUAUCUAUCUAUCUAUCUAUCUGUCUAUCUAUCUAUCUAUCUAUCUAUCUAUCUAUCUAUCUAUCUGUCUGUCUGUCUAUCUAUCUAUCUGUCUGUCUGUCUAUCUAUCUAUCUAUCUAUCUAUCUGUCUAUCUAUCUAUCUAUCUAUCUAUCUAUCUAUCUAUCUAUCUAUCUAUCUGUCUAUCUAUCUGUCUGUCUGUCUGUCUUUCUAUCUAGAAUAUUUGCUAUACGAUACAAUGUGACCAACUUUCUCUGCAAAAUCAUAAGCCUGCUGUUGCCUAUAUUUAUUUUCUUGCAUUAUGUGUACUAACUAGGGAUGCACCGAAAUUAAAAUUCUGGGCCAAAACCGAGAACGAAAAUUCAGGAUGCCCUUGGCCGAAAACCGAAAAUGACUUUUUUCCCCAAAUGAUUUUACAAUGUUUUUUUUUCCUAUAAUUGUAUUAAUAUUAGACUUUUUAAUGAAUUUAAUGAAGGUGACCUAACAUUGUAGACCGUUUUACCGAAUAUUGCUAUGUAAAUUUGCUCCAUCAAAUUGAAAUAGGUGGAUGAAGAUGAAGGUCAACUUCAAUAAAGCAAUUAUAUUUUAUGAAUACAUUCUGCAGGCAAAGGUUGUAGGAAAUACAAGAGUUGAAAUCAUACUGUCUGUCUGUAAAACUAAAGCUGGCUAAGAGCAUACUUACUGGCUAUAUAUACUACUGAAGAGUUAUAUGUCAAUAGCACAUAAACUGCAAUCCUUUUUUUUUCAUCAAUCUAUACAGUGUUGGUGAUCCAUUCAUUCACAUCACUUCGCACAUGCGUGGCUGCCAUGUUUAGAGAGGCAGAAAGCAAAUGCGCUUCACUCUAUCAAGGUGAACGGGGAUAGCUCCUAGAACCUCCAGGAGAGUUGGGAUAUCUGUGCACGCAGGGCAAGGGGAGGGGGUGUUUUUGGCAGAUUUGACCCUUUUUUUGGCCGAAAUGUGUUAGGCCCAUUUUCGGCAGAAAAUUUCCGCAGCCGGAAUUUCGGUGCAUCCCUAGUACUAACCCAUAUGUGAGAGAUUAAAUGAAUUGGAUUUUAAUAAGAUCAUUACACCAUACUUUCCACUCAUGCUAAGGAGCAUAUAUACACUAUGUGUUUGUGUAUAGCUGGCAUUAUCAUCUAAACUUCCUAUUAUUUUGAAGCCUAUAUACCAGAUUUAGUUUGCAUUUUCCAAGUAAAGAAGGUUAAUACAUUUAUUAGUUUAAUAUUCCAGUUUGGAUAAAAAUGUAUUUUAUGCCUGCAGUUCAAAGGAGAUGGGAAAGACUUGGACAUUUUGAAUCGCUAUGCUGAAAAAUACCCAUACGCCUACCCGUUAUGGAUGGGGAAAUUCUUUGCCUCACUCAUGAUCUGCCAUCCUGACUAUGCCAAGGCCAUUCUCACAAGACAAGGUAAGGAAGACUGGAUGUAUUGUGAACCAAUUGUCAUAUUUAGUUACUGGAAUAUAUAUAUAUAUAUACAGUUUCUUUACUUAAAGGGACAGGAUGGUUACCAGAACCCCUACAGCAUAAUGCUGUGGUUCUGGAGUCUGUAGCAUAUCCCUGCAGGUUUUUCUAUGCCUUUGCUGAGAAAAUAUCUGAGUAUACCAAAUAUUUGGUCACAAGAUUGUGGUCAACGCAUUUUGUAUGUGUAGUACUUUUUCACAAACCUUGAAAAAAUAUUAUACCUAUGAAACUUGUUGACCACAUUGCCAUGAGGUGUGUGGUACUUGUGAUCUACAUGUCCACUUGACUGAGAGCUCUGCGUUUUCUCUACAUCACCUACAAUUUGCAAGUCCAUUUUUAAUUCUUUAUAAUUCCAAGGUUAAGUAAAUAACCCUGUGUGACACUGCCUCAUAGAAUUUAAAUUAAAUCCUCACUCUCCAGGGGGGUAAUAAUGAGUUGGGGGGUGGGGGGUGCCUGUGCAUAAAAAUGGAUCCCUGUCCGUCACCUGCUGCUCAAUUAUUUGUCCCCAUUUCCCCCAGUUUACUGGUGGGUUGGGGUGGAGAGGACUGGAUGCUAUAGGUCCUGGUGUCUAGUGAAGGAGAUGUGGGCACCAGACAGCACACAUAUCACCGUACUGGUCCAAAUUUGGUGCAUUCUGCUCUUAAAUCUAGUGAGCACAAUGAUGAGAUUUCAGGAAAGGAAUAAUAGUACUGCCAGUUCUACAAUUAACUGCACUCGUGCUGCUUGUUAGACAGGGUAUCAUAAGGUCUGAGGCUUUUUAGGGAAGAUUUAUAAAGACAAAACAUUCUAUUCUGGAGAAAAGUCAUAAACGUUAAGAGAAACUAUAUUGGUUUCCAUAGUGUUUUUUUUCCUGCUUAGUACUAUGUCAAAGAGCAGUUCCUAUUUUUACUUUUAUAAAUCUUCCACUUGAUGGCCUGAAAUCAGGGGCCGGCUACACCUACGCAGCCAUUAUCCCCAUCGUCAUGCCAGUAUCAGUUAUCAGUGGGUGAAUGGAUGGCAGGUUUAUGUCACGUGUUACAAGCUUCACAUGUUAUGUAUUGUCUUUUUACAGAUCCAAAGGAUAAUUUUGGGUACUACUUUAUAACUCCGUGGAUUGGUAUGUAAUAUAUUUUCACCAGUUAUAAUGCAACAGCAACUACUUCAUAUGGACCUGUUAUCAAUGAUUAGUCUGUUUCUCUCUCUCCAUUCCAAAAAACUAGACAUUUUCUCAAUUCACGUUUUAGUGAAUAAUAGCCCUGUUCCUGGAUGGUAGGUGAGACAUAUUUUUUAAUCUGGUGUAGGUAUUCAAAUAAUUUGCUGUCAUUCCAUGAAGCACUGUUCUAUUCUGAAAGAUUAAUUACCAUAUAUUAACUAUAUUGAAAAUAUCCAAGGUGGUUUGAAGAAUUUUUCUUUUCUGAAUUUAUAAUUCUCUUGUCAGUUUUCCACAAUUUGGUGAUUUUUGAACCAGUUCAAUUCGAUGUGUAUUAUUAGGGAAGGGUCUGUUGGUUUUGUCUGGACAGAAGUGGUUCCAGCACCGUCGGCUGAUAACCCCUGGAUUUCACUACGAUGUACUGAAGCCGUAUGUGAAGAUAAUGUCAGAUUGUGCCAACGUUAUGCUGGUAAUCAUAAAAUGAAUAUUAUAUUUAAUAGUGUGGGGCCACUUUUGGACAUGAGUCAUGCUGACCUAAUCAGUAUGCCACCAUAUUAUAAUAUGAUUAAGGGGAAGGUACGGUUAAAAUACAGAUUAAACCUUGUCUUUCCUGGCUUUUUGAAGUAUGCAUAAACAGAAGCAAGUGAUUUUACUCCUAAAUGGACGUAAAUUGAGUUGUGAAACUUCGAAGCAUGAUCUAUACACAAAAGAUUCUUCAAUAAGCUAGAGUUGUUUUGGUGACUACAGUGCCCCCUUAAUAACAAUAAAUAUUGUGGAUUGAUACAGUGUAAUAUGAUGUGGUCAGUAGUAAAUGAUUGAUACAGUGUAAUAUGAUGUAGUCAGUAGUAAAUGAUUGAUACAGUGUAAUAUGAUAUAGUCAGUAGUAAAUGACUGAUACAGUGUAAUAUGAUGUAGUCAGUAGUAAACGAUUGACAUUGUGUACGUUAUAGAUUGGUUUCUUCCUAUUUUGUCUUUCUGCAUUUAGGAUAAAUGGGAAAAACUGGUGCCUGAGAAGAAAUCAGUGGAGCUUUUUCACUACGUCAGCUUGAUGACACUGGACACCAUCAUGAAAUGUGCCUUCAGUUACCAUAGUAACUGCCAGAAUAACAGGUUGUACAACUAGAAUGUCUUCCUCCUUGAAUAGAAAUACUGCUAUCUUGUUAAAGGGACUCUCCAGUGCCAGGAAAACAAUCCGUUUUCCUGGCACUGCAGGUCCCCUCUCCCUCCCACCUCCCCUUCAGUGACUUACCAGAGGCAGCGACAAUGUCCCUCGCCGCUGCUUCUUGGUCCGCCCACGCUCCUCCCCAUCUCCACGACAUCCAGCGGGGAGACAGAUGCUUUCCUAUGGGGAUUUCAGCGACGCUGGAGGUCCUCACAUAGCGUGAGGACGUCCAGCAACAAUAUGGCACAGAAAACCUGUGCUAUGAAUCAGGAAGUGCCCUCUAGUGGCUGUCAAAAUUGGACCAGUAGACAGCCACUAGAGGAGGAGUUAACCCUGCAAGGUAAAUAUUGCAGUUUAUGAAAACUGCAUUAAUUACACUUGCAGGGUUAAGGGUAGUGGGAGUUGGCACCCAGACCACUCCAAUGGGCAGAAGUGGUCUGAGUGCCUGGAGUGUCCCUUUAAACAGUAGAUCAAAGACACUAGUGUUCAACAUCUGCUGAUCGGAUUUCUCACAAUCACAGCACAAUAAGUACGACUCUAAUCAGUACUAAUCUAAUCACUGCACUAAAAGGACUACUCUAAGCAGUACUAAUCUAAUCACUGCAUAGUAAGUACUACUCUAAAAGAAAGAUCUACAUUAUACCCAUAUGGAAAUAAAUCUGGCCCAUUGGAGGUAUUUGAAAAACUUCUUAUUAAAGACCUGCAAAAUAGUAGGAAUAAUAAAUACGACCAUCAGAACCAAAGAAGAAAAGAACAAGAAGCCUCAAAACAACUUCAGAAUAGCAAAGAAAUUAUUAUAAAACCCACUGACAAAGGCGGAGGCUUAGUCAUACUUCCUAACGAUAUGUAUGUUGAGGAGGCCCUCAAACAAUUAGAUGACAUUAAGGUCUAUGAAAAAUGUACAUUUGACCCUACACAGAAACUACAUUGAGAAAGGAAAACUAUCUAGUUUGCUCAAUGAACAUGAAUUUACUUAUCUUACUGUGCUAUACCCUAAGGUCCCAGUUAUAUACUUCCUCUCAAUAAUACAUAAAUAUGAGAAAAAUCCCCCGGGAGACCUAUCAUGGUGGAUAUAGGCUUCCUCUUGACAAUUGUAUUUGAAUAUUUAGAUGUUUUAUUACAACAUUCUGUUUAAAAAAAACAAAGUUUUAUUUAAAAGAUUCUACAAUCCAAGUUUUAGAUGGAAUGACAUGAGACACCAAAUCUAUCUUAGUAACAUGAGGUGCAUUCGCUAUACACUAUUAAUUCCCAUCAACAGGGUUGUCAAUCGGUAAAAAUUAUACUGGCACGAAAAAAGAUUAUUCUGGAACAACAAAUAGAAUACAUCAAGAAGGCAUGGAUAUUAUUUUAACCAAUUUUAUUUAUUUUAUUUUUUAAAAUUAAUUUUAUCUAUAAAAAUGUGGGAAUGCAAUGGAGACCAGGUUCGCUCCGAGUUAUGCAAAUCUCUUUAUGGCAGAUCGGAAGUCCACUGCCUGCUGGGGGAGCAUGCUUGGAGGUAUUGAUGAUGUAUUUUCUUUAUUGGGACAGGUCUGUAAACACAUUGGAGUUAUUGUAAAGCACUUUAAUUCUAACGACAACAGCAUUAUUUUAACUUUGGAACAUAAUAAGAGAGGAAUUAACUUUUUAGAUCUUCAGAUUUUUAUUCAAGAAAGGUAAAUGAAUACUCAUGCUUUUUUUAAAAAAAGUUCACACCAUUACUGUAAUAGACCAUCGCCAUUGUUCCUGGGUGGAUCUCAGGAUCGUACUCACUAGACUUUUACAUUAAAUUUCAAAUAAAUUGCGAUUCAUCUGAAUUUUGGGAGAUGGGUGCUUAGUGCAAAAUCACGAAGCCCAAAACUCUAUAUGGAUGAAUCACAAACAAAAUGGGCAAUGGACUCACAAUUUUGUUUGCUUCUUAAUUUCCACUCAGGGCAUCAGAAAUAGAUGAUUAAGAAGAAAAAAAAGAUGAUUAAUGGCUAGGGAACAUUUACUAAAUGUUGAUUUUGUUUGCAGAUCAAAUGAGAAGUGACCAAUAGAUGGAAAAGAUGGAGGAGUACUAAAAAAAAAUCUAUAUUUUAUGAUUUAAUAAUUUUUUUUACUACUUUCCUUUUUUUCCCCCUCCAUUGAUUAGUUCUUGUCGCUUGAUCUGUAAUGCUAAUGGCGGAAAAAAAAGUAUAUUAUGUAUAUUUUUUGCAGUACACCGACUAGCCAAUUUUUACGACAUUUUGGUCUGCCUGGAUCAUUUCCCCAAACCAAAACACCAUAUGGACAAACCCCGACUUACCUGAAACAUUUUUUUUCCCGGAAAAAUCGAUUUAGACAAAAUAUUUUCCUUUUCCCUUGUGUCUAGUCCCUUGUGAUCACAGUAACAGGGCAUUAGCAUUUCCAACUAUAGCAGGUUGCAUGUGUAAUUAAUGUUUUCACUGGUGCUUCCGUUGCAGUAAACCAGUCUAAGCUUUAUUGGCCUUGUAGAUGUGUCUGAACUAAAUUCUCCAUAACGUUCAUUGGAAAUAUAGAUCAGACAUCUACAAGGUCAAAGUUAGUGGUCACUGCUCUAGACCUCCCAGUGACCCGCAAAGCCUAUUAGUCUCACCCCCGGUCCUGCUCUUAUUAAAUGGAUUGCUUGUCUUUUUGCAGUGACAAUGCCUAUAUUAAAGCAGUAUAUGACAUCAGUUACAUCGUGGAUUACCGCUUUGGAUGCAUUCCGUAUCACAAUGAUCUUAUUUUCUACCUGAGCCCCCAUGGGUUCCGCUUCCGCCGAGCGCUAAAGAUAGCGCAUCAACACACUGGUAUUUAUGCGGUUUUCAUAUUCAUUUAGAGAUUUUAUUUUUCAGUCUAAUGUAUUGCUCAUACGUUUUACAUUUUUAUUCUUAUAUUUAGACAUCAAUAAGCUUAAAUGCAUCUUUAUUGCAGAACAUAGUUAUCAACCCUAAACAGGAACAAUUCCAGGGCAAAGGGAUAAACAAAAAUCACCAUGGAAACUAAUAGAAUUUAUGUUCCAGUUUAGCAUGAUGCACCUAGAUUUGCUCCAAAUUUUUAGAGAGGCAGGCUUAUGUUUUGGCAUCAUGAAAUAAGGGAUUUACUUCUUAAAUUGUUAUAUUACUGCUAAAAAUAGAAAUAUAGCAUUGCAUGUGGGGGCAUUAAUUCCCAUUUUUUCUUUCUUUUUUCUCAUUUUUGGUGGUUGGGUUAUGUGUUUUUCCAUGUUACAAAAUGCAGAUGCUGUGACUUGCAACCUGCAUUAUAAUUUCUUGUACAUUGCACUCGAUUCUAAAUAAAGAAUAUUAAAAAAAGAAAUAUCGAUAGACAGAUCCUCUUACACACAGACAGGGUGGAUUGCUAUUUAAAAGGACACUAUAGUAACCACAAGUUCAGCUUAAUAAAGCAGUUUUGGUGUAUAGAACAUGCCCCUGCAGUCUCAAUGCUCAAUUCUCUGCCAUUUAGGAGUUAAUCACUUUGUUUAUACAGCUCUAGUCACACCUCCCUGCAUGUGACUUACACAGCCUUCCUAAAAACUUCCUUGUAAACUGAUAUUUCAUAUUUACACUUCCUUUAUUGUGAAGUCUGUUUAGUUUAGAAUAUAUUAUCUUAUAAACUAUUAAUAGCUUGCUAGACCCUGCAAGAGACUCCUGUGUGUGAUCAAAGUUAAAAUUACAAACCAGGAGAUACGACUUCUAAAUCAAGUUAACAUCUGAUUGGAAAUUAAGCCAUUUUUUUAAUGCAGUCUGUUCAAGUCGCAGACAGGGGAGGUGUGGCUAGGGCCGCAUGGACAGAAACAAAGUGUUAUAACUCCUAAAUAGCAGAGAAUUGAGCAGUGAGACUUCAGCUGCAUGAUCUAUACACAAAAACUGCUUCAUUAUGCUGCUUUGGUGACUAUAGAGUCCCUUUAAAAUAUGUAUAUUUAUAUAUAUAUCUUUAUUUACUAAAUAUAAGGGAUAUAUUUAUAGUCUACAGAUGCAUUGGGGUCAUUUUUACCAAAGUAACUACAGGUGCUAUUCUUGGACAAAGUACUAAAUAAGGGAGCUAUCACCGUAGAAACAAACAUAAUCUCUCACAAAAUGUGAUAAAUACACCCCUACGUUUUUUCUUCUUUAUUGGUAGAACGUAGCAGACAAGUUAACAUUUGUUAUAUUUUCCAAACAGCUAAAGUUAUUAGAGAGAGAAUGGAAUCAAUGAAACAGGAAAAAGAACUUGAGACGAUUAAAAAGAAGAGACAUUUAGACUUUCUGGAUAUUCUUCUGUGUGCAAAGGUAAUGAACAUACAAUGGAUCUCGUUCAUAUUGGCUGCUAAAGAUUCAGCAAUAUCUAUCCUAUACUAUUUAUUAUCUCUUAUCUUUAAUUUUUUUCUUCUAUUUUUUUCUCUAGAUUGUCACACAUGGUCUGCGACUGUGUUUUGUUUUAAAAGAAAGUGGAAAAUUAGAUAUUAUGUGUUAGUUAUUAAAUGAGACUAAAUGUUAAUUGUACGCACGGAUAAAGAAAGAAGUGAACAAUAGAGGAAUAACAGGGUAGCAGUAAAAAAAAAUAUUGUAUUUAUGUAUUUCCUAUUUAAAAAUAUUUAUAAUAUAUAAAUAAAUGAAUAUGGAUUUUAUUUCUGCUUCUACAAUUUUUCUCCCUAUUAGUUACUUUUUCACACUUGAUCUGUGAACCAAAUGGUGGGGAAAAGCUCCUAUCAGUGAACUGCAAAAUGUAUUCAUAUACUAUAUUAUGAAUAUAUUUUGCUGCACACUGAUUUACCCAUUCUCACGCCUGUCCGGAUUAUUCUUUGUUUCCUGAACUGACAUUUGGUCAAGCCUAACCAACAUCUAACUCAAUGUUUUGUUUCCCCUAAAAAUGUUCUAUAUUCAGAAAACAAUUCUCUCUGUGCACAUGGCUAGAUUCUUCUAUAUAAUUUCAUUGUGAGAUGACUUAUGUGUUAAAAUUGAAAUUAUAUUUAUUUAUUUUAUUUAUUUAUUUAUAAAAUAUUUUACCAGGAAAUUAUAAGAUUUUUAUAUAGGCAAUAUCUAGUACAAAAUAAAAUAGCAAAAAAUAAAUAUGGCGGAGUAACACUGGCCAACUCCUAAUAUGAGUGUUUUCCAUAAUACACUAUUUUUACAUCUGUAAUUAAAGGUACUCAAUUAUCCAUGUGUCAGCAAGCACAGUGCUUUAUUAAAUAACUACGGCUACUUUGUCCUGCAGUUCACAAAUCCCUAGCCAAUAAUCUACAAUUCAUGACACAGUGAAAAAUACUCAUAAUGGUUUGUUCACAAAGACUUUUCUACCAACUCGUAAAUAAAUUAUUAUAGUAAACUUCAUAACAAUGUUUAAGGUGUUGAGAAAAGACAGUUUUGUAAUGCGUCAUCUGCACUGUCUCUCAAACCUCAGGAUUGUAGAUUAUAUUUUGAGUCACAGCUACUCAGCCAAUAUUUGUUUUGAGCUUGAUAUAAUGAAUAACCAUAACCACUAAGGGUGCCAGGAGCCCACUGGCACGAUCUCCCCGUUAUGUAUCAAUCAUUUACCACAACCUGGCCCUUAUUAGAGAUAUCAGUAAAGCAGAAAUGUAUCUUCUGCGUUAGUAUUAUCCAUUUUUGUCCAAUUGUAGUUUGAAUUAGUCGGCUGAAGAAUGUCAGCUAACACUCUUAUCCAAUUAAUUCCAUCCAAACAUGGAUGGAACUGCUUUUGCUAAUGCAAAAGCGGAACUUUGACUAUUGCAAUUGCAAUACCUGGAAGUUCCCUGGGAGCCAUGGUUAGAGUCAAACCAUUGAUUGCUACUGCUUUAAUCAAAUCAAGUGUUCUUUGGAGAAAGUGAUUAACAAAAAUGGACUACUAUACUUAAUAUUGUAUUUUAUACUGUAAAUAUAUUUUACUUAGAGAGAUACUGUGCUGAUAUACAAAAGCAAUAUACCUUACAAAUAUAAAAGGAUAUAUCAUGUAUUUUACUUAUCCUUAUUUAUUGCCUAUGAUAGGUUCAUCAAAUUUCUAGUUUCUUGGCUAUACUGGAACUAGAAUGUGCUAUAUAUGUAAUAAGAGAAAAAAGAAACUAUAAUACAAGUUUUGGGAAAAGGCUGUAUUCAUAUUUUUUCUUCGAACAGGAUGAAAAUAACCAAGGUCUGUCGGACGAGGACCUACGAGCCGAGGUAGACACCUUUAUGUUUGAGGGACAUGAUACAACAGCCAGUGGGAUCUCCUGGAUUUUGUACUGUAUGGCCAAGUACCCUGAACAUCAGCAGAAGUGUCGCGAGGAGAUCAGGGAGAUAUUGGGGGAGCGGAACACAGUGGAAUGGUGAGAACCUGCAACCUUCUCUCUUGUUUCUGCAGAAAAUAAUAAUGCAUAAAUUAGCUGGAAAGUAAAGCAGGAGUUAAUUUUUUUCUAAUAUAAAUAGUUUUCAAGAACUUAACUCAUAUAAAACUGUCACGGCCCCCGACUCGCGGCUGCACACGGUCACAUCUGAUCGGUGCGACCGAGCUGACAGGCUGAGCUUACCUGCUUGACGACGAGCCAGGAGCCAUUCCGCCUGGGUAUCUGUCCCCUCUGCUAGUAAACAAGAUGGCGCCGACCACGCGGCUGUAGCCAUUUAUAGCCCCGUCCCCCAGGGUCACGCGAACUUGUCAACGCACACGCACGUUCUGGGGUCAGAGGUCACGCUCUGACCAAUCACAGCACAAGGAGGGGUGCUUAAACCCCUGAAGUUCCCUAGCUCAUUGCCCUGUCGUGGUUUCAGUUCCUGGUUCCCGAGAGUGCGUUUUCUUGUCUUGUAUUUGAUUUUCCCGGUAUUUUGACCUUGGCUAUCCCUGACUACUCUGAUUUCUGGUUCCCUUGACUUGGCUUUACAUAUCGUUCUCGUGUAUUUCUGGCUUCCAUGACUUUGGCUUUCCCUUGACCAUUCUCUGUCUUUCUACGUAUUAAUUCAACCAGUUAUGUUCAGUAUAUGUUACAUAGUUCUGCGUGCUGGACCACAAACUCAGUCGUGACAAGUAUUUUAGCUGUAUUAUAUAUAGAGUGAGUGUUGAAGAAGAUGUAAAAUAACAGAUGAAAUUAAUAUCUUGUCAUUUUGUUCUCAGAAAUGCUUUAGUUUUGAGAAAGGGAGGACCUCUUAAUAGAUAAGAAUAUCAGUUGUGACACUAGUUUCCUCCCCAUUAUGUUAAAAUGUUGUGUAACAUAUAAUGGGGAGGAAACUAGUGUCACAACUGGAAUUUUUAUUUUGUUUUGAUGUUAGUGUAGAUGAUGGCUCUUACUUCAUAUCCAGGAAUGGUUUGCUCCAGUAGACCUCUUGUCAGAUUGCCCUGCUUACCCAGAAUUUGAUGUGGACCUUGUGAAUUCAGGCGACAUCCGAGCUGGCAUAACUCUUUUGGUUCAUAUUAUUGAGGUAAACAGAUAUUUAUCAUUAGGUGUCUUGUCAAGGGAGACAUAUAGGAGAGGUAUUUUGGCAGGAUUUCAACCUGGUUUUCUUAGUUCUAAAUCAGUGAACUUACAUAAAGGACCCUCACAAGGGAACAGCACCAUAUAACUACUGACAGUCGCCUGCAUCCCCACAACAUGCAAGGUCAUGUCAGGUAUCAUAGCCUCCAAGAUCUAUGGGAAAAUGAGUCAAUCCAUGAGCAGUACUCAGAAGGAGAUUGGAAACCACACCAGAAGCUUAAAACCCCAGCUAUUGGUAGACCAAGCAGGCAGAUGGGUUUCUAAUACCAGGCAGACCAAUCUGUGCGCAGCCUGGAUUGACGUCAAGAAAGCCUAUGAAACAAUGUCACACACAUGGAUACUAGAAUGCUUUGCUCUAUACUAGUUCAACAGGAUGCUAAGAGCAUUGAUCAAGAACUCAAUGGGCAUGUGGAGAAUAACUCUAGAAGCCAAUUCCAGAACAAUUAUACAAGUGGAUAUCAAAUGUGGCAUAUACCAAGCUGAUGCACUAUCCCCAAUGUUGUUCUGCAUUAGCCUUAACUCUAUCAGACAGAUCAUCAUUAAGAGUUGAUACAGAUAUAGGUUUGAGAAAGAAACUACCAUCAGAGACCUCCUCUACAUGGAUAACAUCAAGCUAUAUGCCAAGAGUGAUCAGGACAUCAACUCACUGAUAUACUGCAAGAACAUCAGAAAGUCAUUCAGAUUAGAAAAAAGUAGGGUCAUAUGAAUAUCAAAAAGAGGAAAGAUGAUUAGAACUGAAGAAGUUGAAGUGCCAGAAGGCCAAUUAGGAGAUGUAGAGAACUGAUACCAAUACCUGUGGAUACCACAAACACAUGAGUACCAUGAGGAAGAGGCAAGGACAACAGCAACAUCCAAGUACCUCCAGAAAGUUAGACAGGUCCUGAAGUCCCAGUUCAAUGACAAGAAAAAGAGCCACAUCAUCAACAUAUAUGUCCUACCAGCCAUUACCUAGCUAAGAGAAUAGCUGGACACCAUGAAUAUCAAGACCAGGAAACAAAUCACUAUGAAUAUAGGAUUCUACCCAAAAUCCAGCCCCAGAGGCAGUUGGGGCCUAAUGAUUGUCACAACCACAGUCCUGGAUGCACCCACAAGUGCAUCACAAAGAUGCCUCCCAAAGAUAAACUUCUAAAGGAAUUCCUGAGACAACAGACAGGCAGAGUAUGCAGAAAAUGAGGAGGUUCAAUGGCAAGACAAAUGUCUCCAUGGAAUGUACACCAGCAGAUAGUGGAUGUGGCUCGGAUAACAAAAAUUCAACCAGUGGUUGGAGAAAGCAGGACUGAAAGACACAACUGAACCACUAACCCUAGCAUCACCAGAACAGACACUCACCACCAGACCAACAGAAGACCCAAGUUACUCACUAUGCAAAAAAGUCUCAGAGACCAUCCAUGUUUUAAUUACAAUUUUUAUAUUGUUAUUUUUACAUCCUUUGUGCCACUUUACCUAUUGAUGAUUUUUUUUUUUGUUUUUUUAUGUGACAAGGGAUGAUCUGGGUAAAAUGAUCUACACCACUUUAUGUAUUAAGGAGAGCAUGAGGCUUUACCCACCCGUCCCAGGUGUUGCCCGGGAGCUCAGUCAACCAAUUACGUUCUGCGAUGGACGGAGUCUUCCAAAAGGUAAGCUAUAAUUUCUCCUUACUAUUGAUGCCUAUUACCUGCUGUAUAAAACACUGGUAAAGCAGUAUUUAGAUUCGCAACGAUAAUAAUAAACAUGCAUGUGAUUUACUAACAAAAUCUGGUCUCCUUCACAUGCAAUCCUGAUGUUGUAACCAUGGGCAAAGUAUAGGUAAACUAGCAUUUAAAGGGAUUUUAUAAGGCACCAAAACAACUUCAGCUUAACAAAGCAGUUUGCUGUAUCGAAUAUGUCCCUGCAAUCUCACUGCUUAGUUUUUUGCUAUUUAGGUGUUGUCACUUCAUUAAUUCAGCCUUAGCCACAAGUCCCUGCAUGUGACUUAAACACCUUUCCUAAACACUUCCUGUAAAGAGAGGUAUAAUGUUUAAACUUCCUUUAUUGCACAGUGUUUCAUUUAGACUUGUUUUAUCUACUGCUUUGUUAAUAUCCUGCUAGAGCCUGCAGGCACUUCAGAUGUGUGUGUGAUUAAAGUUCAAUUUACAGAGCAGGAGAAAAUAACUUCUAAAGUAAGUUAAGAUCUGAUUGAAAAUGAAACCAUUUUUUUCAUGCAAACUUUUGUGGCGUGGCCUGCAUAAACAAAAACAAAAGUAAUUUAACUCCUAAAUGGCAGAUAAUUCAGCAAAGAGACUACAGGGGCAUGUUCUAUACACCAACACUGCUUAAUUUUGCUAAAGUUAUUUUGAUGCAUAUAGUGUGUCUUUAAGUAUUCUUGUUUAACAAUUAUUUCAGGAAGUAUUACUUUACUGAGAGGGUAGUGGAUGCAUGGAAUAGCCUUCCAGCUGAAGUGGUAGAGGGAGUUUAAGCAUGCGUGGGAUAGGCAUAAGGCUAUCCUAACUAUAAGAUAAGGUCAGGGACUAAUGAAAGUAUUUAGAAAAUUGGGCAGACUAGAUGGGCCGAACGGCUCUUAUCUGCCGUCACAUUCUUUGUUUCUAUUUUUAAGAUUUAAGAGUAUGUGUGUGGGUAUUUGAGUGUGUGUAUGUCUUUGUGUGUGUAUAUGUUUGUAUAUAUGUGUGCAUGUAUUUGUGUAUAGUUACAUGUGUAUGAGUUUAAUAGUGCAUAUAAUUGGCCCAAUACUUUAAUACAGGGGUCCUCAAACUCCGGCCCAGCAGAUGUUGCCGAACUACAACUCCCAUGAUUCUCUGGCUAUCUAUGCAAUUCAAAGAAUCAUGGGAGUUGUAGUUCAGCAACAUCCACAGUUUGAGGACCCCUGCUUUAAAACUUCAAAUUCUGAAUGUUUUUAUUGUCUCCAAACACCCUGAGGAGGGAGAGAAAUCGGUCAAUGUGCAACAAAAAAAAUUGUAUUUUCUGACAUUAUAACCUGCACAUUGUUUCCUUUCUAACAGGUGCUAAUGUCUUUCUGAGUUUAUAUAACAUUAACAGAUGUUCCAGCAUUUGGGAAGAACCAGAGGUAAGUGGAUAGUGGGGUUUUUAUGAAAUGUUAUUUUAUAUUUAAAUUUAAUUAAUUGGCCAAUCACCUAAGAAAAAAAAUAUUUCUGUUUAAGUAGAUCUUUAUUUAAACAAUUCUGCAAAAAAAAUAAAAAAAAUAAAUCAAAUAAAAAUAAUGUAUGGCAUAGUUUUUUUUUUUUUUUAUUUAAUUAUAAAAUUACAGUCGUGGAAAUGGUUGUGCUACGGAUUACCGGAACUGUCUUGCUCUGCACUGUAUGCUUUAGUAUACCUUUUUCUUUGACAAUACUCCGGAACCAGUCAAAUUGCAAAAGUCAUGAAGAUUUUGUUAAUAAAACAAUGCUGUAGAUUUUGCAUAAAACAUGUAGAAAAAUGUCAUAGAUACUCACUACUACUUAAGUUACACCAUAACAAUGUAUUGUGUGCACAUUUUCAGGUUUUUAAUCCCCAGCGCUUUUCUCCUGAAAAUACAUCCAAUAGAAACUCGUAUGCCUUCCUCCCCUUCUCUGCUGGAUCCAGGUAA